Messenger RNA from Panthera uncia (snow leopard), 4623 nucleotides. It is a transcript of the gene ICA1L, whose product is annotated as islet cell autoantigen 1 like. Bases 163 to 1560 code for a protein of 465 amino acids. Gene Ontology annotation, molecular function: protein domain specific binding. Lineage: Eukaryota; Metazoa; Chordata; Mammalia; Carnivora; Felidae. The transcript has 12 exons. Gene Ontology annotation, cellular component: Golgi apparatus. The record is from RefSeq and is a predicted model, not a curated record. Gene Ontology annotation, biological process: regulation of transport.
AGAUCUUCUGUGUUGUCCAACUGCUGUGUUGGACUGUAGCCCAAGUCCAGCACCGCCUUGGUUCAAUUUCUUCAACUCGCAUUGAGUGACACAGAUUAGAAAACGGCCUCAGGGUCUAGCCAACUGUAUAUAGACUUCAAUGAAUCCUCCUUCCACUUCCAAAUGUCUGUUCCUUGUAGUCACUUCAUGGAUUCCUUUGGGCAACCCAGACCAGAAGAUAACCAGUCAGUAGUUAGCAGAAUGCAAAAGAAAUACUGGAAAACCAAACAGGUCUUUAUCAAAGCAACAGGAAAAAAGGAAGAUGAGCACGUGGUGGCAUCUGAUGCUGAACUGGAUGCUAAACUUGAGGUUUUUCACUCUAUUCAAGAGACAUGCACUGAACUUCUGAAGAUAGUUGAGAAAUAUCAACUAAGACUUAAUGUCAUAUCAGAGGAAGAAAAUGAACUAGGGCUCUUUUUAAAGUUUCAAGCAGAACGGGAUACAACACAAGCUGGUAAAAUGAUGGAUGCUACUGGCAAGGCACUCUGUUCUUCAGCCAAGCAAAGAUUGGCCCUAUAUACUCCUCUUUCUCGUCUUAAGCAAGAAGUAGCAACAUUCAGUCAAAGGGCAGUAUCUGAUACCUUGAUGACAAUUAAUCGGAUGGAGCAAGCACGCACAGAAUACAGAGGAGCUCUGCUGUGGAUGAAAGACGUAUCCCAAGAACUGGACCCAGACACCCUAAAACAAAUGGAAAAGUUCCGAAAAGUACAGAUCCAAGUGAGAAAUAGCAAAGCUUCUUUCGACAAGUUAAAGAUGGAUGUUUGUCAGAAAGUGGAUUUACUUGGAGCUAGUCGCUGCAAUAUGUUAUCUCAUUCACUCACUACCUACCAGAGGACGCUGCUUGGAUUCUGGGAGAAAACAGCUCAAUUGAUGUCCCAGAUCCAUGGGGCCAGUACUGGCUUUCAUCUAUAUGAUUUUGUAGCUCUCAAGCAACUACAAGACACUCCAAGCAAGCUUACUGAAGACCACAAAGAAGAACAAAUAGACAACAGUUCUCUCACUGAAAACCUCAAUAAGUUAGUUUUGUCAGAUGAGGAAGUGAGCUUGGGAAGUAAACCAGUUGCAAAAGAUUUACCUGUUGAUUCACUGGAAGAUGAUUUUGAGAAGGAAUUCUCAUUUCUGAACAACCUGCUAAGUCCUGGUUCUUCAAGUACUAGUGAAUUUACCCAAGAAUGCCAGACUGCCUUUGGGAGCCCCGGCACCAGCCUCACAUUCCAGGAGCCUUCUGUGGGGUCUGAGCCUCUUGCUCAUUCUUCACGAUUCCUUCCUUCACAGCUCUUUGAUCUUGGCCUUCAUGCUGUUGGAGCUUUCAACAGCUGGGCCUCUGAAGGGGGAUUAGAAGUUCCUCUUUCACACACUGAUAACCAGCCAGUGCCUUCACAGAGUCCAAGGAAAUUAACAAAGUCUCCCAGCAGUGGUAACCAAGACAUGUCAGCCUGGUUCAAUCUAUUUGCAGACUUGGAUCCACUUUCAAACCCAGAUGCUAUUGGACACUCAGAUGAUGAACUUCUUAAUGCUUGAUUGAAAUUAUGUCGUCACUUCAGUGGCCUUGAGACAUCAGUUUUACAACAUACUGCCUUUGUGGAAAGGAGUUUAUAUUGUAACACAUAUACAAAAGCAUCGUGUUCAUGGAUAUAACACUUUUUAGCCAACUUUAAACAGAUGGUAAGGACCACAUCUGAAUAGAUUAAGUAUCUCUUUAGUAUCUUGGAUCUGCAGCUAUCUUGAUAAUAUGUUGAAAAUAUUACAAACUAUUGUGUGAAAUGGAUAUCAAAAUUUGUUUCAAGAUAACAGAAAGGAAUAAUUCUGUAAAUAAGGAGUUGGGCUUUUUUCUUUGGAAAGCCUUUUAUGUUCAAGUUGCCUUGCUGGCUGUGAGACUUCUAUAUGUGGAUAAAGACAGCAUGUAAAUUGGGUUGUGAUUUGGGGUUGGUUUUUAAAUAAAACCAUAGCAGGGGGAGUUUUCUGUUGUGGAAAAUAGCACUAGAACCAGACUAGUUUUGUUUUUAGCUAGAAAAAUAGAUUAAGAUUUGAGAACUCAAUUUGCUUUCAUGAAAUCACAGAGAACUUGGUGCUUUUCUCCACCUGGAGGCUAAAAUGUAGUAUUAGUUUUUUUCCUUCAUACAGAAUCGUGGACACCCCUCAAUUCCAUGAUUGAAUUUUCAUAGGGAAGUAGCAGGAUGAUUUGUUUGCUAAAUCCAUCCUCUGCAGAAACAUAACCCAUCUCCUAAGCCACAAGAAUGUCUAGUAACAUUCAAGACAUUGUACAGGUGUCUCCGGGCCUAGUUUGUUUUUUUUUUUUUUUUACACAUUGCUACCGUAAUAUACAGUAUUCAUAUUCUUUCUGAAAAGAAAACAAGGGGAGGACAAUCCCUAAGCAAGUGGCAAUAGUAUUCCUGAAAUUACCCAGAAACUUCUUUCUGAAUGAGGGAAAAAUGCUAAACAACUUAUCCUUAUACAUGUAAGGGUACACCUAUCCUUACGCAUUCACUUACAACCUUUUUCUUGACAUGAUUUAACCAAGAUUUUCUGGCCAUCAUAGAAGGCUCUACAUGAUCAGUAAGAACCGGUCUUAUUUUUCCACUUUUUUCCUUUUUGUGGGUGACAUCAUCUGAGGCUCUGCUUGAUUACUAUGGAAAAACUGUUAUCCUUACUGGAGGGAAGUUAGUGUAAGCUAAUGAACACAUAGCCACUGUAUAAAUGUGUCAGUCAAUAUCCUGUUCUUUUUUCUUGCCCACCCUCUGUUUUGAGACAAUUUCUUCAGAAUAAGAAAUUCUUAUUUUUGACAUCCAGUUCAUUGCAUCUCCAUAAGGAAACAUUUUAACUAAGUUGUUCACAGCAGUUUCCAUGUGCUCCUAGUUUUAAACAAGCUUAUUGAUUGUUUACAAAAGAAUGGAUUGUAAUGUCUGAGUCACUGUAUAUAGAAGAAACAGACCAGGGUGGGUAAAGUGCCAUCCACCUCCAUGCAUAGCAUUCUGGCCUAGCUAGCUACAAUCUGAACCACCCAGGAGCUCUCCAGAAAAUCGCUACUAUGUUGCAAUACUGCAGAGGCUGGAAAGACCUUACCUGAGGAUCAGAAACAUGGACUCAGGAAAAGAUUAUGUAAUCUUUUCAUGCUUAUUUCCAUUUUUUUAUUUGGUUACCCUUUCAGAAGGAUUUUUUUAUUCAGUAAAAUUCUCCAGAAUGCACUAGUACUGUUAGUGUUCUGCCAAAUUCAAUCACCAAGGGUCGUGAUUCAUAAUCAUAAUUUAAAUUCUAUGCCUAUGGUGACUCUGUGCUCUCAACUUUACUUCCAGAAAUUGCUAACUUUAUAUCAUGAGUUUGUGCCAUUUUUAACUAAUUUCCUUUCACUAAUGCAUUAGUUCAGAAAUAAUUUAUGUAUUUCCUUCACAUGCACGUUAUCUUGUAUAAACAAAGACACCUCACCAAAGAGGAAAACCACUGGUUUCGCCAAGCCAGAACCCUGAAUUCCAGACUAUAAAUGUGUACAGAUAAGGACUUCAAUUUUCAAAGAAAGAACAAAAGUCCUCAAAAAAAAAAACAAAAAAAAAAAAAAAAAAAAAAAACACCCUCACACACAAUAGAUCUUAUUCAAUUCUGAGAUUCUCUUAAAAUUUCUUCUCUCAAUACAGAGUGUGUGGUUGUUCCUUUAACCCAAAAGUAACAUUAAGUGGCUUAGCAAGUUCAGUUAUAAUUUCAACAAAUCUAACAACUCCAUUUUUGAAGAGCACAUUGAAAACUUUGUUAUUAAAAUGAAGGUAACCAUAUUUUUUUCAGUAUUAAUUAUUUGAAGUUCAGUCAUUACAGGCCAGAAGCAGAAAUCUGGCUAUAUUACACCUACAUUGCUAAUAAAGGAAACAAACCACAUAUUUAGUAGGGAGUGAAAGGAAGGACAGGAUAGACAUAGAACACAAAGGUGAUCAGUUGCUAUUUGCCUAAAUCUAGAUCAAACAUUCAAUAAGAAGUAAAUUAACCUUAACCAAAGGUAAGCUGAGAACUCUCUCAGAGUAAAUGUAUCGUUUUUAUAUUAAAUGGGGGAAAAUAAUAUCUCCUACUUUUUAAUUCCAAAUAAGAAUGCCUUUAACCUUUGAAAAGCCCUGAAGAACUAAAACUUGUCUAAUCUUUCUUACAACCACUUUACAAAUUAGACAGGAAUACCAGGGCAUAUUAAGAUCAGAUUGAUGUAACUUUGUAUUUUUUUGAAAUCUUUCAUUAAUUGUAAAACAUAGCUCUGAUAUGGUUAGAAACAAACUGUAUUGUAAAAAAUAGGUUUCAGUAUUUGCACAAUGAAAAGUGUUUGCAUUUCAACUAUAGAUAUUUAUUUCACGUAACUAACCAUCUGGAAAUGUAGAGAUCUUUACAGCUUAAGAACAAAAGGAAGUUUAUGCUCUAUUUUACUGAGCCUCUUUUAAUAGAGAUUACAAGAUGGCAUAAAACAAAAAAGUUUAUUUCCUGAAAUAUUCAACACAAACGCAAUUAUUGUUAACCUAUUCAAAAAUUUAGGUUUUACCUCAGGACCAUAGUAGUGAAAAGGUAGUUUGAAUUGCUAUAGAUAACACAAAAUGAAAAUAAAACCAAGGCAAUUAA